Messenger RNA from Macrosteles quadrilineatus (aster leafhopper), 2198 nucleotides. It is a transcript of the gene NitFhit, whose product is annotated as nitrilase and fragile histidine triad fusion protein NitFhit. Gene Ontology annotation, biological process: nucleobase-containing compound metabolic process. Lineage: Eukaryota; Metazoa; Arthropoda; Insecta; Hemiptera; Cicadellidae. The record is from RefSeq and is a predicted model, not a curated record. The transcript is spliced from 7 exons. Bases 99 to 1511 code for a protein of 470 amino acids. Gene Ontology annotation, molecular function: hydrolase activity, acting on carbon-nitrogen (but not peptide) bonds, in linear amides; bis(5'-adenosyl)-triphosphatase activity.
UGUUUGUUAGGUUAGGAGGUUGGAGACCGGGAAUUGUUAUCAACGCCUUAUCUUUUGUUAAUGAAAUUAUUGUUUGUAAUUUUAAGUACAUUAUCUCAAUGCUUUUUACUCGAGCAGGUUUCAUAAAUCGCCAUACUCAGCUAAGUAAGAGUUUAUUUUUUCUGAAAUUAUCACCUAUAUUUUGCACAAUGAGUUUAGCGAGAUAUCAACAUAACCUCAUUGCAGUUUGUCAAAUGAGUGCUAAAAACAACAAAGAUGAUAAUUUUAAAGUUAGCAAAGAUUUAAUCCACAAUGCAGCUGCAGCUGGUGCUAAGGUAAUUUUUCUUCCUGAGGCGUUUGAUUUUGUUGGGGAGAGCAAAGAAGAAACUUUUAACCUAGCAGAACCCUUAGAAGGACCACUACUUAACAGUUACAAACAACUAGCAAGAAACUGUAAAGUUUGGUUAUCACUUGGUGGGAUGCAUGUCAAGAAAGAUGGGACUCAGUUGCUGACAAAUACCCACUUUAUGAUAAACGAUAAAGGGGACAUCGUAGCAGCUUACGACAAAGUGCAUCUGUUUGACGUCGACAUUCCUGAAAAGAAGAUAAGACUUAAAGAAUCUGAUAUGAUCCAACGAGGUGAAAAUAUACUACCACCUAUUGAAUCACCCGUAGGAAAAAUCGGACUAGCAAUAUGCUAUGAUUUAAGGUUUCCAGAGUUGAGUUUAACUCAAACUGCUCUGGGGGCUCAAAUCCUGACAUUCCCAUCAGCAUUUACAUUUGCCACUGGCUCCGUCCACUGGGAGGUUCUCCUGCGAAGUAGAGCCAUUGAGAAUCAGUGUUUCGUUGUUGCCGCAGCUCAGACUGGCGUGCACAACAAGAAACGUUCGUCUUGGGGUCAUGCUAUGGUGGUUGACCCGUCAGGAACUGUGAUAGCCCAAUGUUCAGAAGGCACUGGGUUUGCAUUGGCCGACAUUGAUCUUCAGUCGUUACGCAACGUGAGGAUAUCCAUGCCUGUCUGGACCCAUAGGAGAUACGACUUGUACCCGUCCAUGGUCCAGACAUCCUCCCAGGACCCGGACGCUUCCCCCCACUACCAGUUUGGACAAGUCCAAGUUCCUGCGGCUGGAGUGUUUUAUAAGACGAGAUUGUCAUUUGCCUUCACUAACAAGAAAUGUGUUGUUCCCGGCCAUGUUCUUGUAGCACCUCUGAGGCCAGUUACAAGGAUGGACGAUCUGACUCAGUCGGAAGUUGCUGAUCUUUUCCAAACUGUACAAAAAGUUGAAACUGUGUUGGAAAAAGUCCACAACACCACGUCAUCAACUCUAACUGUCCAAGAUGGUCCACUCGCUGGCCAGACAAUAAAGCACGUUCAUGUGCAUGUACUGCCUCGCAAAGAAGGGGAUUUCCCAGAAAACGACCAAAUCUAUCACGAGUUACAAACGCAUGACAAGGAAGAACCUGACAAGAAAUGGAGAACUGAGGAAGAAAUGGCUGCUGAAGCAGAUAUUCUGCGGAAAUACUUUUACUAAGUAUGAUCUAGUAACCAAAGUGAUGUAGACAUUUUGGGCAGGGUGAUACUAGAAUAUUUGUAGGCAAUAUUCACAUUACUAAUAUCAGCCCUCUCUCAGGCAUAGUCUCAUACUUGCUUAGGGGGAUCGGAAUCAAAUCCAGAUACAGUAGUCUAGUCUUGCAGUGGAAUAAGUCCAGCUGGGGCAAAGUCGGAAAACAAAAGAAACGAGAAAAUAUCAAAGAAAUUUGGAUGAUAGAAAAUCAGAUAAUCAAUAUCAAGAUGUGUUUUUAGUAAUGUUAUGAUCCACAGACAAGCAAGAUACACAGGAUACACUCAAUAGUACACUUAAGUAGUGUCUAGCCCCAGUCACUUGUGUCUACUUCAAAUUCACCCCAUCCGCUCUUCUUUGUCCCCUCACCAUCACAUACUACAGCGCUCACUCUGUAGGAAGAGCCUGUGCGCUACAACUGCUGUUGUAAACAAUAGCCGUUCUGGCUCUUCCUGGCUCGGUACUAGUAUAUUUACGCCCCACCAAAUCUAUGGUUCCUCUGUAUAUCUUACUUCUCUGUGUACUUACUUUCAGUCAAAUCAAGAUAUGGGGGAAAAAUACAGUGGGAAUUUCCAAACCAUGUUUGUGCCUAAGUAUAAAUCUAUUAUCAACAUUUGUGUCAUUGUACAGUUGUAAAUAAAGUAUUGUAUUUUCGUA